GCGAGGUCCCCUCUCAUGCGAGUCGAUCUGAGAAGUUGUUAGACUCAAUGCAUUUUUGACAAUUUGCUUUCACAGAAGUACACUGCUCACAAAAGUACACUACAUUGUGACGACAACACAUACACCCCCCCCCCAGCACCCCUCCACACGCACAAGGCGGAAAAAUGUCCGACUCCGAAGAACGAGACGACAGCGACAUGACUGAAGAUGAGGAUGAUGAACUCUUCGAAGUCAGUGAUCGCAGGCAAAGGCUGACAGCUGCGCUAAAAUGGAUCACGACCGCCAUCGAGAAACGGCCCGUGGAGAAAAUUCGAGCCGCAGGAUCGUCGAAGAAAGCCAAAGCCAAAAUCACAGAAGAAGACGUGGAUCAAUUUUUCCAGAUAUACUCGGACCUCACGGACAACAACAACGAAGAUACACCAACAAUACUCAAUGAAGUCGUCAACCUCGUGCUUUCCAACAUGGAGGCAAGCAUCGACCAAGGCUCGGUCAAAGCACUGGUGCAAAGGCUCGCCAAGCAGUGUACGCAUUUCUUGUGCAUUCGCAAUGAUGAGCAACAGAACCCACUCUAUUUGGCCAUCGUGAAAAAGAAGAAAUAUCUGGUGGAUUACAUGGUAAUGAGCUGCCCAGAGGACGACAGAGGAACAAAGUGUCUGGUCGAAGCCCUUGAGGACACUCGGGCCAACGAAAAACGCAAAAAUUGUCUGCAUUUGGCCUUGGAGAUGGACAUGAAGCCUGCCACACUCCUGAAAAUGGUUAACGUCGCCAGCACCAAGGCACUAGAAGCCGUGGACACGACGGGCAGACGCCCCAUGCAUUACGCAGUCCAGUACAAGAACUGCAACGUGGACGUCAUUCGCAGAUUCAUCGAUAGAGAUCAACAGCUGGUCAUGGAUCAAGGGUCAACUUUUCCAAGUCCACCAACCAGUACCUUCCUGGACAUGAAUGAAAAGACCAAGGCCUCGGUCUAUCAGCAGCAUAUUUCAUCGGCGGCAGCGCACAUCGACGAACGAAACUCCAAUCAAGAUAUACCAGACCACCACCACACGAAACGAGGAGGUUUGUCGACGGUGGGGGACGGCAGAGGCAACCGAGCUCCAAGAGAUGAGGCAGCUCGAGGAAUUGAGCCCAUCACGAAGAGAAAAGCUACACCCAAGGUGGAAUCUAAGCCCAACAAUCAGGCAGCCCACCCUGCACUGGCCAACCCUGUUGCUGCGUCUCGCGAUUCCAAGGGUGUAUCAACUCGGACGGGGAGGCCGAGGGACCGAGAUUGGGAUAGAAGAAUGAGCGAUGAUGAUGAUACACAGGAUCAGCUAGAGCUAGUCCGCGAAUUGCUGAAACAACAGGAAGCGGAAGCCAGAAGAGAAGCGCUGGAACAGAACGCAGGUAUUAGAGACGCAAGCAAAGAUCGACGAAUGCUAGACCACGGGGUUAUCCGGGACGCUCUUCGCAUCCAGACAGCUUUUCCCUCCGGGUUUGUGGAAAAUCCGAGUAAUGAAGUUGCAGCCAACACCCCAAAGCCGCUCAGACGAGUGCCAACGAUGCGGGUGGGGAUUACGGAUAGCAGGUCAGGCUCGAAGACGAGACGAGCUCCUGCCGUCACCAAGAAGCCCCCGAAACCUGUGGACCAUGAGGCUGCGGCUCGCAAUUCAAAAACUGUGCUUCGAAUGCUAAAGUUGCAUUACAUGAGGACGAGGAGCAUCGAGGUAGCCACAUCGUGGCUAUACGGCACGAACCCACAAGAUGUACAAACAUGCUUCGAACAACCCAGGCUUCCCAUUGAGCUUAAAGCCGCUAUGUUCGAAAAAGCCUUUCAAAACACUAAAUUUGACGACGUCCUCAAAUUUGUACACUUUCCGAAUGUCAAGGUCAUUCCACAGAAGACUGCCAAGUCCAAAUCCCAGCAGCCCUGUGAUGGAAUCGGCCGGUUGGACAUGAAGUUCUUCUUCAACUUUUUGUACGGCAAGGGAGUUCGUUCCAUCUUAAAGGUGUUUGUUGAAGAAGGUGGACAGGCUGUUCACUCUGAUGCAGCCAUCAAGCAUGCCCUGAGCCGAUUUUCAGUGGAACAUCUGGACUGGCAGAAGAUCGACUUGGAUCCUGAAAUCAUCCGUGGUAUCGGCGGCGAGGCAGAAUACAGUCUGGAAAAGACCAAAACCGGGGAAUUCAGUUUCAGAAAUCAACUGAGGACUUUGGACUUGCACUGGAGUGGAACUAGCGCAGUCUUGCGAGCAUGGAGUGAGCCUGAAGGGCUACCAUCCCUUCCUCACCUUAGUACUGUCAAUAUCAUCAUACCUGACUCCGUUGUUCUGUACGACUCCACCGAAUACAUCCAGGCCAGGGUGGAUGAAUUUGAGGAGCGCCUGAAUAAACACACCGUUUCCAGGAGAACUCGAGAGGAACUUCCUCCAUUGGCCUCGACGACAAAUCAAGGCAAGAUCAUUGUCAAUUUGGACGGUCUGAAACUAGCUUCGGUGAACAAAGGAUUCUCGAGGUUGCCUCAGUCCGGGACAACACAAGGUCGAACAGCCAAAUCAGUGAUAGAGAAAGUGAUCAACACGCACGAGUGGCUGACCACUAUCGACGCGUUCGCAACGAGUAUCAACGAAAUUUGGAAGUCGACGCGAGACGCCUACUUCAUCAGCAUCGGCGUGCCUCCCGACAAGAUUGCUGAUCACAUUCACUCAACGACUGCUCAUACUCACAGGCCAGGAAGGCUUUCCUGUCCUGAGGAUGAAGUUGUUGUGGCACUCAUAGAUGACGGUGUUUCACUAUUAGAUCAGCAGUUUGUUGGUCGAGUCCUGGAAGGUAAGAGUUUUGACUACGACAACGGGGUCAUUGGGCAACCAUACAACUCAGCACGUGGCCACGGGACUGAAAUGGCGAGGAAUAUCCUCAGGGUGUGUCCGAUGGCCAGGAUUUAUCCGAUUCGUUUGAAAGUACAGGAUUCGGUCGACCGGACAAAGACCGAAAUCAAUCUGAGAUCAGCUGCAAUGGCAAUUUAUGCUGCUUUGGAAAAGAAUGCCACCAUAAUAUCCAUGUCUUGGACAAUUCCAAUUCCCAGGGACCCCGACCCAGCGCAAAAGCUGUUUGAGGAUGCAGUUCGCGAGGCUUGCAGGCGAAAUGUUCUCAUGUUUUGCAGCUCGCCGGAUGGGGGCCAGUUUGUAAACAUCAUGGAUUACCCAUCCGCGGUGCAGCGUGACAAGAUGUUUCGCAUCGGUGCAGCACAUGACUACGGCUCGGCAUCUGAGAGCACAGACAGGGGUGUGGAUUACAUCCUUCCGGGUGUAAAUGUGAAUACCAACACCACCACCCCCGCCACGGGAUCGAGCGUCGCAACAGCGUUGGCUGCGGGGCUGGCUGCGACCAUCAUCUAUUGCUUCAAAAUCAGCGCGCUGGCGGCUAAGACGCAAACUCACACGAUGACUUCAGAGGAUAUCGCGCGCCGGAACGACAGGGAACAACGGCUCCAGAAGAUCUCCAAUCAUGCAGAGAUGAAGAAUGCUUUCAAUUCCAUUGGCACGGUUACUCCCUCAAAGUUCAUUCAAGUAUGGGAGGUAUUGGACACAGUGGUGGAAAACAUUGAGAGUUCUCAGAGUGAAGCGCACAAGGAUGCGAAGGUCCAAGCUAUUAAUGACCUCUGUAUAAAGAUGAUGUGGGCUCCUAGUCGUGUCUAGUAUUCCUAUUGUCUCAAUGGCCGUUAGUACCAGCCCUAGAUACAAAUUAUAAUAAUAAGUACCUCUCCCUUAAAA
Messenger RNA from Diaporthe batatas, 3749 nucleotides. RefSeq lists its product as uncharacterized. Gene Ontology annotation, biological process: proteolysis. Lineage: Eukaryota; Fungi; Ascomycota; Sordariomycetes; Diaporthales; Diaporthaceae. Gene Ontology annotation, molecular function: serine-type endopeptidase activity. Bases 165 to 3674 code for a protein of 1169 amino acids. The record is from RefSeq and is a predicted model, not a curated record. The transcript is spliced from 6 exons.